UUCGCUGUGUUUUCGAUUCGUAUUGUAUUACUUCGAAUGCGGGCCAACGGUUAAUUUUCAACCGUGUGCGCCAAGCGCCUGGUCCGGUGGCGGCACAUGCGCGACACGCCGCAUUUCUGUAGCAGUAGACACGGAGCAAGUGUAUCGCGUGGGCACUGCGAACGUCAUGCUGGUUUGCCGACUUUAGACGUCAGGGCACAUAUAGGUACACGUUUUGCGAAUUAUCAAUCGUCGAUUGGUGCACCAACUGCCGUUCAAGUGCGCUCGUGUGUGUGUGUGUACAUGUGUCGGUGAAUUUAUACUGCGGACGAGCGGCGCGAACUACUUGACGUGCAGGCGACGAUGACUUCGAGGUCUAAUAAUAACAAUAUUCGGCUGGCCGUGCUGUCGGGCGGAUUCGCCACGGCGGGCGGAGUACUCGGCAAAUACGGCAUGGACAUUACGGUCGAGGAUACGUGGAGCCUGCUGGCCAAGUGCCUGCUGCUGGCAGCGAUGAUCAGCAGCAACACCCUGGGCUGCACCAUGUACGUCAAGUCGCUGGCUGCCUCGGCCUCGUCCCUGCCCUGCACGAUCACAAGCUCGAGCGUCAACUACUUUUGCUCGGCGAUAUUGGGUAUGCUGUUGUUCGGUGAGACGACCUCGCUGUACUGGUGGUCUGGCACAUCUCUGGUGCUGCUUGGCUUGCUGCUCAUCUGCAACGCGCCGCCAACGACUACGACGAGCGAAGCCAACUGCAACAAUCGCGUCGACGACGACGACGACUCGACUCGUGCCAAUGCGCCGCGCCGCGGCAAGCAAGACUAGACGGAGGACUACUAGCAGCGAUGAGCCGCGAUACUACUAUAUAUACAUUAUGAGCGAGCCGUGACGCCGCGCGCGCUACGCUACGCUUCUGCGCCUAUACAUAUAUAGACACCUCUUUAUUCAUAAUUAAUCCGGUCGUCGUGUGUGCCGGCUUUCGCUGCUGCGUAUGUUUUAUGAAUGCAUAAAAGCUGCGUGUCUAUUCCAUGUACUGUUCUGCGUUGCGGUACUUCUGCCGUAUAUGUAUGCGGCUCUUUUUUUUUAUUUAUUGUACGCGUGCAAGGGCCUUCAUACAUUUCUAUCGCAUUGUAUAGAGAAGAAAAAAACGAACGCAGAGCGAUAUACUUUUAUAUUCUUUUAUACACGCAUCGCGUU
Molecule: messenger RNA, 1176 nt
Organism: Trichogramma pretiosum
Lineage: Eukaryota; Metazoa; Arthropoda; Insecta; Hymenoptera; Trichogrammatidae
Product: transmembrane protein 42-like
Exons: 4
Coding region: 343-804 (153 amino acids)
Source: RefSeq, a predicted model, not a curated record